CUCAUGGAGAAAAGGCUCACUUCCUACAUCAUGGUCCUACAAAGAGGGCACAAGUGUGGCAAUGGCACAGAGCUUGUGGCGACUCAUGGGUCAAAUGUCGAGGCGGAGGAGGUGUUUGGACAGGUGCCUCCAAACAGGGAGCCCGACUGGUGCAAGACCCCGACAGGUCACAUCAAAAGGCCCAUGAACGCUUUCAUGGUGUGGUCGCAAAUCGAGCGGCGCAAGAUCAUGGAGCAGUGGCCGGACAUGCACAACGCAGAGAUCUCAAAGCGCCUGGGACGCCGCUGGAAACUGCUGCCUGAUCACGAGAAGAUCCCCUUCAUCAAGGAGGCAGAGAGACUGCGACUCAAGCACAUGGCCGACUACCCUGACUACAAGUACCGGCCUCGGAAGAAGAGCAAGUCCUCGGCGCCGGCCAAGGGCGCAGAGAAGGUUUCCCAGAAGGCUGGCAAGGGCCAGUCACAGCAGGGUCGCACCUCCGCCUCCACCAGCAAGGUGCUCAAACUCAAAGCAUCCGCCUCUGGACACCAAGUGCACCUUAAGAGCGACGGGUCCCGAAGUGAGGGAGAUACAUUGGAUCCAGAAUGGGAGCAAGACAGAAAGCCAGAGAGUAGCAAAGGGGGGACAGCACUGGGCCCCGAGUCCCCUGAGGGCCAGCUGCCCCCUGCCCAGGCCAGACUCAAAGCACUAGCUCCACACAGCAGCACCGAGGAACCCAUCACAUCCAGAGCAGCACCUCCAGCACCCCUGAGGUCCAUAGUGACCCAGCCAGACACCACAAACCCCGGACCGUCCCCUGUACCAACUUCCACCAGCCCCUCCUCCGUGGUGUCGCCUGCAUCGUCCGACGAGGAGCUCGAAGAGGAGAUCCUGCACAUCAUAUCAAACGGUGGCUUUGAUGGCGCAUCCGUGGACUUCUCAGCUCUGGACAAGGACCUGGACGCCUUCAGUGGGAGCUCGGGGUCCCACUUCGACUUCCCGGACUACUGUACCCCGGAGGUGAACGCCAUGAUCUCCGGGGACCUGCUCGCACCAAGUGUCUCGGACCUGGUGUUCACCUACUGACGGCGCACAUCUGCCACAUCGCUCGCAGAGACGGAACCAAACUG
Messenger RNA from Scleropages formosus (Asian bonytongue), 1109 nucleotides. It is a transcript of the gene sox12, whose product is annotated as SRY-box transcription factor 12. The coding region runs from base 4 to 1065 and encodes 353 amino acids. Lineage: Eukaryota; Metazoa; Chordata; Actinopteri; Osteoglossiformes; Osteoglossidae. Gene Ontology annotation, cellular component: nucleus. Gene Ontology annotation, biological process: negative regulation of transcription by RNA polymerase II; positive regulation of transcription by RNA polymerase II; neuron differentiation. The transcript is spliced from 2 exons. Gene Ontology annotation, molecular function: RNA polymerase II cis-regulatory region sequence-specific DNA binding; DNA-binding transcription activator activity, RNA polymerase II-specific. The record is from RefSeq and is a predicted model, not a curated record.